Messenger RNA from Ooceraea biroi (clonal raider ant), 3122 nucleotides. RefSeq names its product kinesin-like protein KIF12. Gene Ontology annotation, biological process: microtubule-based movement; mitotic spindle organization; spindle elongation. The record is from RefSeq and is a predicted model, not a curated record. Gene Ontology annotation, molecular function: ATP binding; microtubule motor activity; microtubule binding. NCBI's taxonomy places the organism in Eukaryota, Metazoa, Arthropoda, Insecta, Hymenoptera, Formicidae. Gene Ontology annotation, cellular component: microtubule associated complex.
AGAGUCAAGACUCACUCCCCCAAGAGUGUCAGUACGGCGUCGGUGGUGGUUGCUGCUACACGCCUGCAGCGAGACGAGUGUUCUUACCCUCGCGAUAUCCGUGUCGUGUCAAUGACUCGCUCGACGCGCUCGAAAUCAUCAUCGCCACUGACUGAUCAUCGCGAACGCAACGCCGCGUGAACGCGCGUAGUCUUUGUCGUUCGGGGGUGGGUCUCGCGAUUCAAAACGGGCGCCAGGAAUUUUCCGGACGAUACAUGAAACUACGAAUGUUGACGAAUGGUGCUGGUGAAAAAUACGUCCCCCACGCGCGGCUCGAGCCCCCAACGAGAAAAUGGGAAAAAUGAGAUGUCCAGAAGACAAAAAAAGACAAAUUCUCAACGACGUUCGCGCGGGAACAGUCCCGCCAAUCAAACUGGUUCUCGAGGAAGUAGUCCAGCAAAGAACGACAGCUCCGACUCCAAGGGAAAGGGGAAAAGUGCACUAUUGCAUUCGCGGGGCAACGAGAUUGGUAGCAUCGAAAGAUUGAUAGACGGCGAUAAACGGGUAAUCGCGACGAAGCAUCUACUUCCAGAAAACAACAUAAAUGUCGUCGUCAGAGUUCGUCCGCUCAGUAAUAAGGAGAUUAAAGCCGGUGACGAAAUGGUCGUGCAAUUUCCCGGUGACGGACAAAUCUACUGCGAUGCAGUUUCGAGCAGCGGCGACAAGAAGCCGAAGGUAUUUUCCUACAACGUUGUUUUCGAGCCGAACGCUACGCAGGAGGAUAUCUUGCAGUACUCUGGCAUUAAAAACCUCAUCGAGAUGGCCGUGGAAGGCUUCAGCUGCACCGCGUUUUGCUAUGGACAAACCGGAAGUGGCAAGACGCAUACCCUGACUGGACCUCCGAGACUCUUCGAAAGGAUGGAUCCGUACUCGGAGGACCAUGGUCUGGUCUUCCGUUCCUUCGUCUACCUGUUUAAAGUCCUUCAAGAACAUGACAACUGCAAUUUUGUGUUAAAGGCUUCUUUCCUGGAAAUCUACAAUGAGAAGGUGAUAGAUUUGUUAAAUCCUGGUACUUCGAGAAAACCUCUGGCAGUUCGAUGGAGCAAAAAAACGCGUGGAUUUUUCGUUGAAAAUCUUUUCACGGUGGAAUGUGAAGAACUGGACGAUCUCUUAGCAGUUCUUGAAGAAGGAAUGAGACAUAGAUCUAUCGGUUCGCACAAUAUGAACGACUAUUCUAGCAGAAGCCACUCGAUUCUGACUGUAAAUAUAACUUCUGAACAAGCGAUGGAGAACGGUGUGUUUAUCUCGAAACAAGGCAAAAUUAAUUUCGUGGAUCUUGCUGGAAGCGAGAUGACAAAGAAAACCCAGAGCGAAGGCAAAACCUUAGAGGAAGCGAACAACAUUAACAAAAGCCUCAUGGUAUUAGGAUACUGCAUUGCUUCCUUGAGUGACGGAAAACGAAAGUCAGGCCAUAUUCCUUAUCGAGAUAGCAAAUUAACGAAGCUCCUGGCGGACAGUCUCGCCGGAAAUGGCGUCACCUUGAUGAUCGCCUGUGUUUCGCCAGCUCGCUCGAAUGCCAGCGAAACCUUAAACACCUUGAGAUACGCCGCGAGAGCCAAGAAGAUUUUCACGAAACCUCUUAUAGUGAUGGAUCCACGCGAAGCUCUAAUUCUCACCUUGAAACGAGAGGUGAAAGCUCUCGAGGUCGAGAACGAGCAUCUAAGGACAGCUCUUCAUCUCAGCACCGAGGCGAUGCGCAGCGAAUCCAAAACUGACCGACGACUACUCGUGACACCGCCAGAGGUGGACUUUGACAAGUUAGCCGAGAUGGAGACGUCGGAACUGAGCAAAUUGAUCCGAGAAUACAUACAGGAGAACGAAGAGCUACGUCGCGAAAAUGCGGAGCUCUUUAUCACGCGAGACCAGGUGAUACGCGACCAGGAACUCGUUUGUCGGGAAAACGAGAGAUUGCUUAGGAAGCUCGAGGACGUGAACUCCGUAUGCUGCCGAUCACCCAUAAUACCGGCGAAGCCUUCGUACGCGGCGGAAUUAUUCAAUGAUAACAAUGAGGACGUACCUGGUGCAACCAACGUCUGGACCAAUCCGAACGCCGCUCCCAGUCCGAUAUACUCCUUUUCGAAGCAUACGCUAGGCAGCGGAUUGUAUGUCGGCAGAUCGGCCGGCAGCAUGCCGGAAAAAGUAUUGAAGGAACUUGACAGACGCAGGAUCGUCGGUAGUUACAAUAAUAUCGCCGAAGCUUAUAAAGAUAAAAGCAAUCAUCGCCGCCACAAUUCGUGGGACAAUGGCAACCGGCCUCUGAUCAGCCCGGAACAAAGAAUUUCUCCGGUGGAUAUAAAUCAUCAAGGUCGAAGGAUGACCUCGCGGCGCACCUCGACGGUUCCUGAGGAGGGCAAGCCUCCGCCGUCGAGGUCAAACAACCCGGCCGCUGCGGAUGACAGUACCAAUACUACCGUGAUGCCCGCCGAGCAAUCUAACGGCUCGCCCGAUUCGAUUCUGAGCGGUACCCUCGACGAAGGCGCCAAUUCCACCCCUAACAGUACCGCGGACUCGGCUACCCCCACCGUCCCCUUCCCGCCGAUAUCGCAUUCACCCCCGUCGUCCUUCGUGACGGCGGAACCGGAACCGAAAUCGCGGAACCGGAAGCAGUCGCAGUCGCGAGCCAGCAACGGCAGGAGGAACGCCGAAGAAAGGGACAAGGACGAGCAAAGGGUGUUCGGCAGCCCGGUCUCCGUGGACAGUGAUGACACGCGGUUUUAGAUUGUGAAUCUCAUUAAAUUACCGACGCAGAAAUUACGAACGAUCUCUUAAUGCUGUUAACAGUGCUGCGAAAGAACAUAUUAGAGGGAGCAAACUCUCUCCUUGUUCUUUAACUUACGGGAAACAUCGAACAAUGUUACAUUACGACGUUGAAUGAACGCGUUUAUUUAUAAUUAAUCGUAUACGAUAUAUCUAUACUUGUAAAAUACACUCCCAUACUUGUCAGACAAGUCGUUUUUCUUAGCUUACGUGCCUUCAUCGAAGACCUCAGAGAGAAAUGGGAAACAUAAGAGUUGUACAGAAUAACGUAUAGACGAAUUAAAAUUGUAAAAAGUGGAUGAAUUAAAAGAUGAACUGAAAGAAAA